Molecule: messenger RNA, 972 nt
Organism: Parascedosporium putredinis
Lineage: Eukaryota; Fungi; Ascomycota; Sordariomycetes; Microascales; Microascaceae
Source: the annotation of a GenBank genome assembly
AUGACUACCACCAUCACCUCCACCGAGCAGAAGCUCAACCUCUCCCCGCUGGCCUCGCUACGCCGUCGUCAAGGGCGCCAUCCCCGCGACCGCGCCGACGCCUACGCCGAGGACAUGUUCCGGUACAUCGAGACCUUCAAGGGCGGGCUCGGCUUCCAGCGCGACGACCCGUCCACCCACGUCGAGGCCAAGAUGCCCGUCAUCAACGAAAAGGGCAUGUGCCUCGGCUACGGCGUCGCUCAUGAGUCCUUUACCUGGGGCAUCCGCCAGGAACCCGGCGUCGUCGACGCCUUCGCCAAGGUCUACGACACCGACGACCUCAUCGUCUCCUUUGACGGCGUCAACUUCACCUUCCCCCACCGCAAGGACCUCAAGCCCAACACCCCCUGGCCCCAUCAGGACCAGGAUCCCGAGAAGCCCGGCUUCCGCUGCCUGCAGGGUCUCGUUAAUAUCCUCCCCAACGGUGACAACGAUGGGGGCCUCAUCGUCUGCGAGGGCGCCCACCUGCUUUCCGAGGAGUUCCAUAAUGCAUUCCGCGGCGAGCCUGACAAGAUCUGGGCCUGGACCAAGGAGUGGUACGGCUUCACUGACGCCGGCAUGAAGUGGCUCGCCGACAAGGGCUGCCGCUGGGUCAAGGUCAAUGCCGAGCCCGGUGACCUCAUCCUCUGGGACUCUCGCGUGCCCCACUACAAUGUCUCCCCUACCGGUGACCGCGCCAGGUUCUGCGCCUACACCUGCUACAUGCCCGUUACCGAGGCCACUCAAGAGGAGCUUGUCCGCAAGAAGGGUGCCCUUGAGACUACCCAGAGCACUACCCAUUGGCCGAAUGCCAUGCACAUUGGUGGCGUUCCCAUCAAGAGGCUCAACGGCGAGCCUUGCCCUUACAACGACUUUAAGCCUAGGCAACCCGUCAACCUGACUGAGAGGGGCUACAAGCUGACUGGUAUCCCUUAUAUUCAGACGGUUGCGUAG